AAAUUAGUAGAGAGUUCAAACUUGGUCUUAUUAUUGUGGAACUGCAGUUAUAAGACAAAAACCUGAUAUGAACUGAUGUAAAAUGUGGACAUAUUUCAUCAACAGCAGCGAUUUGACUAUAUGAAGAACAGCAAAGCUGCCUCUCUCUCUCUGUCUCUCUCUGUAGUAUUGUAUUAGUGUGAAUGUGUAGGAGGAGAUAAAGAGAUAAAGAUGGCGACUGCAAGAAACAAUGAGUUUAAACUCUUUGUUCCCCCUCAAAGAGAGUAUCAGUCUCGCUCUGCGGUCACUCUCUCCUGUCACCUUUCUCCUAAAAUCAGUGCUGUUGCCAUGGAGAUCAGGUGGUUUAAGGGGACGGACUGUGUUUGUCUCUAUAAGAACGGGCAGGUGACAGAGGGGAGGGGUUACGAGGGCAGAGUGAGUCUGUUCACUCAGGAGCUGCAGAGAGGAAACGCCUCCUUACAGAUCAGAGACUUCGGAAGCUCAGAUUUUGGAGAUUAUCUGUGUCAGGUCACCAAUGGAGACAAAACAGAGGAGUGUACACUAGGAAUAGGAAUGGUAGCGAAGGGUAAGUAUUCCAGAAGUUCACCUACAUAAACAUCAACAUCAUCAUCAGCGUUUCAUCUCAGAAUGAAAGAUGAAAAGACAAGAGUCAGUAUUUAAAUUCCUAUGCAGCUAGUGCACUGUG
Molecule: messenger RNA, 685 nt
Organism: Colossoma macropomum (tambaqui)
Lineage: Eukaryota; Metazoa; Chordata; Actinopteri; Characiformes; Serrasalmidae
Product: butyrophilin subfamily 1 member A1-like
Exons: 3
Coding region: 211-594 (127 amino acids)
Source: RefSeq, a predicted model, not a curated record